UGGCAAGUGUGACGCCGGGUCCAAAUGCCACAGCUGAAGCAACUGCCAACCAUGCCUCGGCAGAAGCGGCCCGCGCCUCAGCUGAAGCAACUGCCAACCAUGCCUCAGCAGAAGCGGCUGGCCCCUGCGCCUCAGCUGGAGCAACUGCCAACCAUGCCUCGGCAGAAGCGGCCCACGCCUCAGCUGGAGCAACUGCCAACCAUACCUCGGCAGAAGCGGCCCGCGCCUCAGCUGGAGCAACUGCCAACCAUACCUCGGCAGAAGCAGCUGGCCCCCGCACCUCGGCAGAAGCGGCCCGCGCCUCAUCUGGAGCAACUGCCAACCAUGUCUCGUCAGAAGCGGCCGGCCCCCGCGCCUCAGCUGAAGCAACUGCCAACCAUGCCUCUGCAGAAGCGACCGGCCCCCGCGCCUCAGCUGAAGCAACUGCCAACUGUACCUCUGCAGAAGCGGCCGGCCCUCGCGCCUCAGCUGAAGCAACUGCCAACCGUACCUCUGCAGAAGCGACCGGCCCCCGCGCCUCAGCUGAAGCAACUGCCAACCAUACCUCUGCAGAAGCGGCCCACGCCUCAGCUGAAGCAACUGCCAACCGUACCUCUGCAGAAGCGGCCGGCCUUGAACAGACGGCCCGACCCCUCAACAAGCUAGAUAGGGAGAUCAUAAUUUGGUUUGCCCAACUCCUUAAUCGUCUUUCUCCUGUUACUGUGCCUCCAUUUGAAGAAAAGGGCAAAGGUAACUGAGAUGAGUAAUUGUGCAAACUAAUGCGCUUGUUUGAAAUGAGGAUCUCCUUCACUUGCGCAUUGUCAUGCAAAUUGUUUACAGGGGUGAACGCUACAACGGUAUGAAUUGUUUUCAAAACCAUACGACUAAAAUUUACUUCUGAUUUGGCUACUAUUGCUGACACUUAGGCUGUACGGUUAUGAUUUUUAUGUGUCCUGGUGUUCCUGCUACUCUUACAUGAUUUGUUCAGUAAACAAUUUGACUUCCAAAAUA
Molecule: messenger RNA, 990 nt
Organism: Oncorhynchus mykiss (rainbow trout)
Lineage: Eukaryota; Metazoa; Chordata; Actinopteri; Salmoniformes; Salmonidae
Source: RefSeq, a predicted model, not a curated record